This is a messenger RNA of Sipha flava (yellow sugarcane aphid), 1105 nucleotides long. It is a transcript of the gene Dhit, whose product is annotated as regulator of G-protein signaling 17. The transcript is spliced from 9 exons. Bases 91 to 927 code for a protein of 278 amino acids. Lineage: Eukaryota; Metazoa; Arthropoda; Insecta; Hemiptera; Aphididae. The record is from RefSeq and is a predicted model, not a curated record.
GACCGUGUGUACUACGUACGCGGCACGUUAUGUACCUGAAAUCAGUUGACAAUCCUAUCUGAAUGAUCCAGUGCAGCGGUGUCUCAAAAGAUGAGUGUGCUUGUGCCGAUUGAAAGGGGCGAUCCAGUUGGAUCACAGGGCGGGUCACCACCGUGCACGGCUAGGCACAGGUUCACUCCCCCUGGAAAUCCCAGCACACCGAUAGACCCACUGCCCGUGCCUCCGGAUGUUGGGGAACCGAAUGCGGUCAUCGAAACACAAUUGCCGGCCGCUCACAAACAUCCAUGCAUAUCUUGCUGGUGUUGCUGUUGCGGAUGCUCUUGUGUUUAUUUGCAUGCGUACAGGAGUAGGAUAUGCAAACUGUGGGAUCGUUUUUGUUUCCCAUUAAAAGGCCACCCUCCGAAAACGAACAACGGAAAUGGGUCUAGUGGUGGCAUAGUUGAAAAUCCUGUAGAGUUAAGGCCUCCAUUGGAAGAAGUCCGAAGUUGGAGUAAAUCAUUUGACCGACUUCUAAAGUGCCCUGCAGGAAAAAAAGUAUUUCGUGAUUUCUUACGAUGUGAAUAUAGUGAAGAAAACAUAUUAUUCUGGAUGGCAGUAGAGGAGUUGAAAAAAGAAUCAAAUCCUGAUGUAAUCGAGGAAAAAGCUCGGUUCAUUUACGAAGAUUACAUUUCUAUUCUAUCUCCUAAAGAAGUGAGUUUAGACUCUCGUGUUCGUGAUAUCGUCAAUAAGAACAUCAAUCAACCCUCAGCUCAUAUGUUCGAUGAAGCUCAGCUACAAAUUUACACGCUUAUGCAUAGGGAUUCUUAUCCAAGAUUUAUAAACUCGACGCAGUACAAAAAAUUAGCCAAACUCGAAAAUGGAGCUACCGGUAAUGCUCCAAACAGUGGCCAACAAACCCCAACCAAACGCAAACAGAGCAAUAUAUGAAAACAAAACCUGGAAAACUUUCCAGCUAUAAUAAUUCGUAUUUGGUGUUCAAGCCUGCGUUUGGACCCAUGUAUUUGGGACCAGAAUUGAUAAUUGUUCGUAGAUUUAUAUAUUAUACAGGUAGUAUAAGGAAAAUUUGUAUUUAAAACUGCGGAUGUAAAGAUAAAUAAAAUAUUAU